This is a messenger RNA of Meleagris gallopavo (turkey), 2149 nucleotides long. Lineage: Eukaryota; Metazoa; Chordata; Aves; Galliformes; Phasianidae. The record is from RefSeq and is a predicted model, not a curated record.
GGUUAAGAGAACUACAGAGGAAAGGGUGCAAGGAUGACAGCAUUCAGCUAUCGCCUCAAGCCCCAGAAUUUCCCUUUUCCUGCCUGUAAUUGCACGGUGUCUGCAACACUACUCAACCAGAGCAAUCCUUUCAUCCUCAAGCCAGGCUUACGGUAUCUAUUGCUCUCAUUGCAACCCAGAACUGGAGCAAGCGAUUAAAAACUGCAAAGAGAAACAGUUCUGUCCACAGCUGUGUGUGAACAGCCACGCUUCUGUUUGGGAGCGUGCUGGCUUUGCAGAGGACUGCCAAGCACCUGAUUCUGUGCAGAAUUAAAAUAGACCUCAGCGUGGACUCCGACUGCGCGCUUACCGGCUGCGCGCACCAGGCACGAGCCCAGCCCCCAGUCGGGAUGAUGCUUCAUCAGAACCGCAAAACACAGCACCGUAAGAGCCACCACAAAUAGAAGGAAUCCACCCAGCCACAACCAGCACAAGCAGCCUGUGCGCGUGCCCUGCCUGCCCUUCCAUUGCUCAGCCAGCUGCCGUCGGGGACCGGGGCCCGGCUCCGGGUGCCUGAGGCCUCUCGGAGUCCUGGGAACAGUCCUGGGCCGCUCCGUGCUGGGGGAAGCGGCUGCUCUUUCGGCAGCAGGCCCGGCCUGCCUUAGGCACUGUCCUCAAGUAAGGGAGGCCUGGGAGGCCGUGGCUCGACAUCAAGGGGGAAGCCUGGGUCACAGCGGCAGCUGCUCCGUGGGCUACGGAGCACAGCGCCUGCAGCCCACUGCGCUGCCAGAGGCAGCUCUCUGUGAGGUGGGCGAUGACAUCGCUGCCCGCUGAUUGUGAUGUCACUGCAGCAGAGGGCCAGCCGACCGUCACGGCGGGCCUGGGCUCACUUUGCCGCCUGAGCGGUUUCACUGCCUUGGCAGAGAAGUGUGUCCAGCAGAACGGACCCGAGAGAGGAGCUGAGGAGCUGGCGCAUGCCCUCAACACCUACAUGGGGGACAUUCUGGAGGUGGUGCUGGAUUUUGGAGGAGACAUCCUGAAGUUUGCAGGGGAUGCUGUGCUGGUGCUGUGGAGAGCAGCACAGCCUCACCUGCCUACAGCCAUCAACCUGGCGCUGCAGUGCUCCAGUGAAAUCCAGAAGAAGUACGGCACUCAUGACACACACAUGGGUCUCAUGCUCCACCUGAAGAUAGGGAUCUCCGCCGGGAUUUUCUCCUUCAUAUCUGUCAGAGGCGGGGAUCGUCAGUACUUCUUCAUCUGCAACCAGGCCCUGGACGAAGUUAUCGAGGCCCAAAACCUUUCGGCUGCCUAUGAAAUCGUGCUGUCACAGACCUGCUGGGAGCUGUGUGAGCAGCAACGAAUCAGGGCCAACUAUAUUGCUGGCAGAAGGGCCGUGAAGGUUGUGGAAAUGAGGCACUUAACUCGCCAGGAAUACCGAGAUGCUGUAGACCAGCUGAACAUGUACAGAGGGGAUUGGCAUUUGGAAGGGAUGGCCCUCCAAAGGCCGGUUCUUAGGAGCUCUGCUGGUCCUGAAGUGGGAGCGAGGCUGGAGAAGCACAUAUCGACAGCUGUUCUCCAGAAGCUUUAUCAGAACGUGCCACUGGAGCUGUGCUCGGAGCUACGGCCGGUCACCUGCCUCUUUGUCCAGCUGCAGUUUGCUGACAAGAUCAGCACAGUGGAGCUCAGCAGCAGCCUCAGCAAUAGCAGCAGUAUGAUUUCAGAAAUCAUCAGCCCUCACAAGGGUGAAAUCAACAAAAGUCUUCUGUUUGACAAGGGUUGCACCUUCCUCUGCGUGUUUGGAUUUCCGGGAGAAAAGCUGGCCUGUGAGAGCACCCACGCCUUGGAAUGUGCUAUGCAGAUCCUCUGCAUGGCCUCCACGGAGCUGGGAAAACUCCAGCAAGUUUCUGUCGGGGUCAGCAGCGGGACGGUGUUCUGCGGCCUCACUGGCCAUCCCGAGAGGUUUGAACACACAGUCCUUGGCUUUAAGGUGAAUUUGGCCGCCCGCAUGAUGAUGGCCUACCCAGGGAUGGUGUCCUGUGAUGCAGAGACGUAUGCAGCCUCUCGCCUGCCCAGCUACUGCUUCAAAGAGUUGCCACAGAGAGACAUGAAAGGUGUUACCAAUCCCGUCACCAUCUAUCAAUACAUGGGGAUCACCAAGCAGUAAGUGUUC